This is a messenger RNA of Saccoglossus kowalevskii, 564 nucleotides long. Its product is annotated as putative ATP-dependent DNA helicase Q1. Lineage: Eukaryota; Metazoa; Hemichordata; Enteropneusta; Harrimaniidae. The record is from RefSeq and is a predicted model, not a curated record.
AUGGAAGAUAAACAGAUAAUUGAGGAAUCAAGAACCUUCAUAGGUUUUAAGAAGGGCCCCAAGCAACAACAAAUCGACUGCUUAGUAGCUUUGCUUGAAAAAAGGGAUGUAAUGGCCAUCCUUCCUACAGGUUUUGGUAAAAGCAUCAUCUACCAACUAGCUCCUUUUGUCACUAGUUUGAAGAGGGGUAUCCCACUUGCUGAUAUUAAAUCGUGUGUAAUAGUGAUCACCCCACUUAACAGUAUAAUGGUAGAUCAGUGUACCUCCUUAUCCAAGAUGGGGAUUAAAUCUUGUGCUUUAGAUUACCAAUGUACCCAAGCAGAAACAUUUCUAGUGGACGACAUUGAUGAUGAUAUGGAUGAUGAGGAAAUUAGUGAUGCACAAGAGAUAUCAACAUUGGUUUCCUUAGAAGAUGUUGCAUCAGGAAAAUACCAAGUUAUUUAUGCGCACCCAGAAGCUCUGAUCAGUACACGGAAAGGAGACUUGUUGAUGAAUAAUUUGUCAAAGAAUAAACACCUAUCUUGCAUUGCUAUAGAUGAAGCACACAUGAUACUGGAAUGGUAA